AUGACAGGAGUGCGUGGCAAGAAAGACGGCUCCAAAGGUGAUAAUGCAUAUGAUGAUUUGGAAGCCGAAGAGAAGAGGUAUUACCGACGGAAGAGAUUGCUAACAGUGAAAAGUGUUUUAUCUGCAAGUCUGGGAGCAGCUAUGACAUAUGGUGUCUACCUAGGACUCCUUGAGAUGCAACUGAUUUUACAUUAUGAUGAAACCUACAGAGAAGUGAAAUAUGGUAACAUGGGAUUGCAGGAUAUUGAUAACAAGAUGCUGAUGGGUAUUAAUGUCACCCCAAUUGCUGCCCUGCUAUAUACUCCUGUUCUUAUCAGGUACUUUGGUACAAAAUGGAUGCUGUUCCUCUCCUCUGGGAUCUAUGCUUUGUUUGUCUCCACCAACUACUGGGAAAGAUACUACACACUUGUCCCUUCUGCUACAGUCAUUGGAGCCAUGAUUGUCCCCUUCUGGGCAUCAAUAGGCAACUACAUUACCAGGAUGGCUCAAAGAUAUUAUGAAUUUGCAAAUUAUAAAGAGGAGAACAUGCGAGAACAGCGCAAGCUGCCACGAGGAGCCAGCCACAAGUAUAUCAUCAUAUUUCAGAGCAUUUUCUUUUCUGUCUUCCAUCUGUGCUUUAUUUUAUCCCAGUUCCCAGUUUACUUCUUCCUUGGUAGAUUCUUAUAUGGGUAUAACCACACAUUAUGUGAUGUCAAGCAGUGUGGUGCAUCCAUCCCACAUGGACUUCUUCCAGGGUUUAAUGUGACUGUCCUACAUUCUCUGCCUUCCAGUGUGAAUCUUAUCUAUAUGGAAAGUGUGCUCAUGUUGGUUGCCCUGUCAUCUAUGCUACUGAUCUUGAUCCUCUGUGGUUCAGCAUAUCGGCCAACUGAAGAGAUUGACCUCCGAAGUAUCGGCUGGGGUAACAUUUUCCAGUUACCCUUCAAGCAUGCCAGGGACUAUCGCCUGCGCUGUUUGAGUCCUUACUUCCUUUACACUGGAUUUGAGGUUCUGUUUGCCUGCACUGGGUUUGCUUUGGGUUAUGGGGUAUGCUCAAUUGGGCUGGAGAAUCUUCCAUAUAUCCUAACAGCUUAUGGUCUUUCAGCCUGCGUCUUCUCUUCUUUUGCACUUUUGUUUCUUCGCCUUCCUCGACAAAUCCCAUUGUUAGUUGGACCAUUACUCCAUUCCUGUCUCCUGAUUGGACUGUUUUUCUGGAGUCCAACUCCCAAGGAUCAGUCACAGAGUCCUGUGCUGUAUUUGGUGGCUGUCCUGUGGGGUAUGGGCAGUGCUAUGAACAAGACCAGUGUCAGCAUUUUAAUAGGGAUGUUUUAUGAGGAUAAAGGACGUCAAGACUUUGUGUUCACUAUCUACCACUGGCUCCAAGCACUCGCUAUAUUUAUUGUAUAUCUCUGGUCUGGACUACCCAUGAAGGCAAAACUGGGAUUAGUACUGGCCUCUGCCUUGAUAUCGGUUCUCUCAUACCUAUGGAUGGAGCAUAAGAUUAGCCUAAAGGUACAACCUCGAAUCCCUAAGAUUCCUUCCCCACGUCACAAAGUAAAAGGCUACCGUUACCUGGAAGAAGAGAAUUCUGAUGAGUCUGACUCUGAAGAGGAGGGAAAUAACAGUGACAUAGCCGGGGGCGAAAUAUCAGCAAGUGAAGAAGACUACAGAGAGCAGCAACUUCAGAGGAGGAGAACACACAAAAAGAGCAGCUGUUAUGAGCAAGCUGUGGAGGAAUAAUUUAGGCCAAUGUUGUCACACAGUUUAUACAUUGACCUUGCCAUCAAAUUAAUGCAUUCCCAAUUUAUUAUAUUCUUCUAUGAUGUGGCCUUUACAGUACAGGUUUCUAGAACAACUCA
Bufo bufo (common toad) is the source of this 1835-nucleotide messenger RNA. It is a transcript of the gene UNC93B1, whose product is annotated as unc-93 homolog B1, TLR signaling regulator. The record is from RefSeq and is a predicted model, not a curated record. Lineage: Eukaryota; Metazoa; Chordata; Amphibia; Anura; Bufonidae. Gene Ontology annotation, molecular function: Toll-like receptor binding. The transcript is spliced from 14 exons. Gene Ontology annotation, cellular component: lysosome; endosome. Bases 1 to 1716 code for a protein of 571 amino acids. Gene Ontology annotation, biological process: toll-like receptor 3 signaling pathway; toll-like receptor signaling pathway; intracellular protein transport.